This is a messenger RNA of Perca fluviatilis (European perch), 3459 nucleotides long. It is a transcript of the gene pou4f3, whose product is annotated as POU class 4 homeobox 3. Bases 70 to 1131 code for a protein of 353 amino acids. NCBI's taxonomy places the organism in Eukaryota, Metazoa, Chordata, Actinopteri, Perciformes, Percidae. The transcript is spliced from 3 exons. Gene Ontology annotation, biological process: regulation of transcription by RNA polymerase II. The record is from RefSeq and is a predicted model, not a curated record. Gene Ontology annotation, molecular function: RNA polymerase II cis-regulatory region sequence-specific DNA binding; DNA-binding transcription factor activity, RNA polymerase II-specific.
CAGCGCUGUGCAGGAAGGUCUUGUAAUGCGAGGGGCCACAUUGCUUGCGAGGUGCUUGCAGGGAGGAGGAUGAUGACCAUGAACGGCAAGCAGCAUUUCUCCAUGCACCCGGCUCUGCACGAGCCCAAGUAUCCCGGCCUGCACUCAGGCUCGGAGGGCAUGCGCAGAGUCUGUCUGCCCGCCCCGCAGCUGCAGGGCAAUAUAUUCGGAGGCUUUGAUGAGAGCCUGCUGGCACGGGCAGAGGCUCUGGCGGCUGCUGACAGCAUUGUCUCUCACGGCAAGAAUCACCCGUUCAAACCAGACGUGACUUACCAUACCAUGAGCAGUGUCCCCUGCACCUCAGCCUCCUCUUCCUCCUCCACCACCGUGCCCAUCUCCCACGUGCCCUCCACCAUCGCCUCCCACCACCAUCACCACCACCACCACCUCGGACAGACCCUGGAGGCCGGGGACCUCCUGGACCACCUCUCCUCCAGCCUGGCCGUGACCGGGAUGGGUGCUCCGGAGCCUCCCGGGAUGACCACGUCGGCGCACCACCACCAGCACCCUCACCACCACCUGCAGACCAUGGGGCAACUGCACCAGGCGAUGGCCAACAUGGCCCACCCUCACUCCCUGUCAGUGCACGGCGGCAUGGCGUGCAUCAACGACGUGGAGUCGGAUCCCAGGGAGCUGGAAGCCUUUGCUGAGCGGUUCAAGCAGAGGAGGAUCAAACUCGGAGUGACCCAGGCGGACGUCGGGUCGGCACUGGCCAACCUCAAGAUCCCCGGAGUGGGGUCUUUGAGCCAGAGCACCAUCUGCAGGUUCGAGUCCCUCACUUUGUCUCACAACAACAUGAUAGCGCUCAAGCCGGUUCUCCAGGCCUGGCUCGAGGAAGCAGAGGCUGCGUACCGGGAGAAAAGCAGCAAGCCGGACCUUUUCAACGGGAACGAGAGGAAAAGAAAGCGCACCUCCAUCGCCGCGCCGGAGAAGCGCUCUUUGGAGGCGUACUUUGCCAUCCAGCCUCGGCCCUCCUCGGAAAAAAUUGCGGCCAUCGCCGAAAAACUGGACCUGAAAAAGAAUGUGGUCCGAGUGUGGUUUUGCAACCAGAGGCAAAAACAGAAACGAAUGAAGUACUCUGCGGUGCACUGAGUUUCACACAUCAUGAAUAAAAUAGCCUACUACAUUUUUGAUCGAGUGAUUAAUAAUAGCCUAAGUAGCCUAACUAACAGGGAUUUAUCAACAGCUGUUCACGUCUCAUCUGGGAUUAUCUCCAAAAAGACUUUAAUUUUUCAUUUCGUGUCACUCACUCUUCGUUGUUGCACUUUUUUCGAUUUUGUUAUCAAUGUGGGACUCAUAAAUGAUUGUGUUCUAUCUGUGAGGAGGGUGAUUUUGAUGUUGUUGAUCAAGUAUCUUGCGCACACUAAAUAUGAACUUUCAGUAAAUCCACCCUGACAGUUUGUCACAUACAGGGACUUUAAUUCACUUAUUUUUUUUUAUUUUAUCCAUGAAAUGGAGUUUAGUUGUUGUUUACGGGCUGUUUAAUUGUCAGCGGUGUUAAACUGAUGCUGUAUGAAGAUUUUAAAAGAGAAAGAAAUGAAGAUUUCAGGACAAGAUAAUGGAUUUUUUUUGUAAUGCUGGUUGAGUUUAUCCUCCGCAUCACUGGCUCACAUGUGCAGAAGUAGCCUACACCAUCUUGAACUGUGUUCUCCUUUUUUUUUUUUUUUUUUUUAAUGAAUUCGGACUAAUGAGGGGAUCAAAAAUUCACCUUUUUAAACCACCAUUUUGUUUUGCAAACAAACCUGCUCUCUUCGUGAACUGUGAUGGUCAUUAACGUACAGAUAUGAAUAAUUAUUAUACAGUAAUGUAAUUGCACAAGGUAUGACGCACUAAGUCUGUUUAUCUUCAAUUAUUUAGAGAUGGAAAUGACACCGUCAUAUAUGAGGCACAUCCGUGUGGCUUUGGCUGCUGCUAUUUUAAUAUUUUGAUGUGAACAUGUUUUGGAGCAUUACAGGUGAGCUAUAGACCUAUAUCGAUUAUGUAGACCAAUAUAUAUACAGUAUCACCUAAAUUAAGUAUUUAUUUUUUCCUCACUCUUGAUUUCACUUGGGAAAAAAAACGUGUGAAGUUUAAACUUAAUAAAUGGUUAUUUUCUAAAAACAAUAUAUUUAAAAAAAAUCCUGAGGCCGCGAUGUUAUUUUUGUGCUUUAUUAAGUUCAUCUUGAGGCCUAUACAUGCUUAAUGUACAUUGUUUUACGACAGACAAACAAACAGCAACAGAACUGAUUUCCUUUCUACACGUCCUGAGCUGCACCAAUGGGCGAUAUAUUCUUGGUUUGUUUUAUGGGAACUCGCCUGACUAUUUUAUUUAUGACUCCCUAAAGCUCUGCUGGGAUUAAAUAUGUAUUGUCGUACAUGAUAUAAGCGCCACAGAAAAAAAUAAAGGCAUCUAUUUUCACACCGCGGGGGGCAGAAUGUGCGUCCUCUACACGCUGCUAAUGGCCCCUCUUCCUCCUCUGAUUAGUGCGCUUUUAAUUAUGGACGCCCUCAUGUCACCGGGUUAUGGCGUGCAUUGGGUUUGAAAUUAUUAAGUAAUGACGAUGCAAUAUUAAUUAUAUAUUGGUAUAAAAUGAAGUAAUGUGGAGGAGUUGGGAGUAGAAGUCUGACUGGGAACUCUAGGGAGAGACGCACAGGUUCACCGAGGAAGCAGGGACAUGAAAGUAGCCUAGUUUAUUUUUUUUACUUGCUUGACUAAGUAAGUAUUUCCCCCCUUUCUUAACGUAAUUAUUAUUUUGUUUUAAGCAGAUAGGGGAACCAUUUCACUAACUUAUGAUUCAUUUCCCAUAGCCAACAGUGCUAUUAUUAUUAUUAUGGUUGUUGUUGUGGUUAAAUGUAAGUGCGACUCUUCAUUGCAUUUGACGUAUUUUUCCACGUAUUUCAAUAAACCUUCUCUUGGCAGACUUAAUUCAAAUUGCUUAACUUAAAUCAAAUUUGACUUCUAAUUCCUGAUUUAUCAUCUGGUAGUUUUCGUUCCCAACAAUGGUCACUUUCUCCCUAAUAUUAAUCAAACAUUUCUGAAAUAAUAAUAAUGAUACUACAUUUAGGCUACUAAUAUAAUAAUUAAAAGCUUCCUCCGGAACCCUCCCAGGGCCAACAUGCGGGUGUGUGCUGUUCCCAGUGAGAUGUUUCAGCCAGGGGAUCAAUACUUGGCAAUUACGCGGAAACGUUUGUGGCUCAUAUUAAUAUAUUCUCUUUGAUGCGGAGUUGGGAUUAAUCACAGUCUGUAAUUAAUGGUAGUAAAUAUGAUUUAUUUAAGGGGAAGCCAGGAUAAAAUGCAAAUGUUAAUUGUUGUCAUUAAUAUGCCUCUUUCCAAAUUGUGUCACAUAUCUGUUUGGAAAUGUUUUACAUGUUUCAGCUGAUGUUUCGUGAUUAAAUGUCAUCAAACCCUCUAAGAAUGAGAACGAUUAGGCCUCAAACAUC